UCCUGGCAAUAAAAGUCACAGUGUAAGGGGCGUUACUCUAUAGAGAAGCCAAGUGUCAUUACAGAAGCUAAAUACUCCACUUGCCUUCCUUCAGCUCCCCUGCCUUCACCGUAUAAGCUGUGGUCAUGUCCAGGAACCUGCUGAAGAAUCCCAGUGGGGAAGAACAGCUGGAGUUCUGGGAGCUGACAGAGAACGGCGGGUGCCAGUGGAAGGUGGAGGACAUGCCCGGAGACUGUGGUUACAACCUUUGCAAUGAUGAAGUGACCAAGUACUUUGUAACUUCCUUUGAACUGUGUCUGAAGGGACAGGUGAUCGACUUGUUAGCGGAGGGGUACUGCUGUGAACAGCUGGAUGCGCAGCCUCCUGUCACAGUGGAAGACUGGUACUCUGGGAGGCAAGACUGUGGCUGCACUUACCAAAUCUUAGUGACUCUGCUAGAUGAGAAUCAUGAAGUCAUACAAGAGUUCAAACGGGAGGGUCUGAGUCUCAACCCCGACUGUGAUGACUGCUCGUGGAAACAGAUCAGCCACACAUUUUCUGAAUACGGCCCCGGAUUGCGUUUCAUCUCCUUUGAACACGGAGGACAAGACGCCAAGUACUGGGAUGGUUGGUAUGGAGUCCGGGUCACUGGGAGCUCUGUUACUCUUGAGGUCUGAGUGAGAGGACAAAAAGUGAAAGCCAAAUGAAAGAGUGAGGAAUACUGGUAAGGUGAAGGAGGAAGGGGUGGGACAGAAAACUAGAGUAAUUAAAGUGCUGUAAAGGACCACUUUUGUCUUAUGCACCUGCUGUAGCUUAGACCUCAGUAUAUCAUUGACUGCUGUUGAUUCUGUGUAAACAUACUGCUGCUAGGAGCACUGUAACUACAGUAUAAACACGGUAAGGGAGUUCCAUAAGCUGUUGCUGGAAUGCCACAAAACACUAGCAUGGUGGCAGUUUGGCUUUAUUAACCUUAAACCUUAAUGCUACUGCUUGCAGCAUAGUCAUUAUUCAUAAUGUAUUAACUGCUACCUCUACACAGUGGCACAUCCUCAGGUUACACUAAAUUACUUGUUUGGGUGUAGGCGUUGUGACAUCAAGUGUUACCAUUAAAAUGGGGAUCAGAGUGAUGAAAUAAAUUGGAACUGUUAACACUGAA
Monopterus albus (swamp eel) is the source of this 1135-nucleotide messenger RNA. RefSeq names its product F-box protein 2 (gene fbxo2). Gene Ontology annotation, biological process: ERAD pathway; glycoprotein catabolic process; SCF-dependent proteasomal ubiquitin-dependent protein catabolic process. Gene Ontology annotation, molecular function: ubiquitin protein ligase activity. The record is from RefSeq and is a predicted model, not a curated record. The coding region runs from base 126 to 656 and encodes 176 amino acids. The transcript is spliced from 6 exons. Gene Ontology annotation, cellular component: cytoplasm; SCF ubiquitin ligase complex. Lineage: Eukaryota; Metazoa; Chordata; Actinopteri; Synbranchiformes; Synbranchidae.